GGGACCGCCAAGCCAGGAGUUGAGUCGGCGUGGUCUCUGAAGUCUGAACACAUUGUUUCCUCCACUUGCGGUUCCAUGUGCAAUGGCCAGACCGCGGUGAGAGAGAAAGAUGCGUCAACUCUUUUCCUUGAUUUUCCUUUCGUUACUAUCACUCUCUGUGUCUUCUGUCCACCCAUCGUCUAGCUCGUCCGACUACCAUGAGCAGCUUGUUCUGCGGCCGCUGCCUCUGUCAGCACUCCUAGCCAGCUUCAACUUCCGAUCCAACACGACAUUCUCCGAAUUCGAGGCGCGAAACUUCCGCUUGUUUCCACGCUCGCUCGCUCAAAUCCUGCAACAUGCCGGCACGCGCGAGCUGCAUUUGAGGUUCAGCCUGGGAAGGUGGGAUGCCGAGAGCUGGGGCGCAAGGCCGUGGGAUGGCGCCCGCGAAGGCGGGACCGGUGUCGAGUUGUGGGCGUGGCUCGAGGCCGACACGGACGAAGAAGCCGACCAUAAAUGGCUGAUCCUCACCAACGCCCUCUCGGGCCUGUUUUGCGCUUCUCUCAACUUCAUUGAUGCCACAAGGACGACGAGGCCGGUCAUGUCUUUCCAGCCUGAAGGCGACCACCCGAACUCGACAGUCACGAACAUGCAUUUGCUUUACGGCGUGCUGCCACACGAGGUUGUUUGCACAGAAAAUCUGACCCCUUUUCUGAAGCUCCUGCCGUGCAAGGGCAAGGCGGGAAUCGCGACGUUGCUUGACGGCCAUAAGCUGUUUGAUGCGUCGUGGCAGAGCAUGGCCAUUGAUAUCCGCCCAAUAUGCCCCUCGGGCGGGGAGUGCGUCCUGCAGAUCGAGCAAACCAUUGACAUGGUGCUCGACAUUGAGCGGUCUAAGCGACCAAGGGACAAUCCCAUUCCCAGGCCUCCGCCGGGCCAUGAGCUGCCCUGCGACACCUCCAAGCCAUAUCACUCGCAUGACACAUGUUUUCCCGCAGAUUACAAAGCCAACCAGGACUGGUCGCUCUCUCAGGUCUUUGGCAAGACCAUCAAAGGCACAUGUCCCCUGAUGGAUCCUACCAACCCGCCGGUGUGCCUUCAGAUCCCAGAUUCUCGCACUGUCUACAUUUCCGAUGGCGUGGUCGAAAAGAAGAACCCUGAUCGCAACUCGCGCUGCUUCGACAUCCCUCCCACAGCCGACUUUGAAAUGGUCGUCACACCUCCGAGCGACGACGACGCAGCUCAAACCUCUCCAGGCGCAGUCGGCGUACUCCAACCCGAGACACCGCUCCUGUACGCCGAACGCAGCUUCACGGGCCAUGGACAGGAGCGCGGUGGGGUACAAACGAUCUUACGCAACCCGAGCCCAGACAGAGAAGUUGAGUUUGUCUACAUGGAGACCCUGCCGUGGUUCAUGCGCAUCUACCUGCACACGAUGGAGGCGCGCAUCGCGGGCCACAACGCGGCCCACAACGCAUCCCUCAUCCAGCAAGUCUCGUACCGUCCCGCGCUAGACCGCGCGCGGGGCACUCAGCUAGAAGUGCGGAUGCGCGUUCCCGCCGCCUCGACCGUCUUUUUGACGUACGACUUUGAGAAGUCCAUCCUCCGCUACACCGAGUACCCUCCCGACGCCAACCGCGGCUUUGACGUCGCCGCCGCCGUCAUCACGAUUCUCAACUCUAACGCCGACAAGGACGCAGCCGGCGGCAGGUCUGCCGUCUACACUCUACGCACAACCUCGCUUUUGUGCAGCCUACCCACCCCCGACUUCAGUAUGCCCUAUAAUGUGAUCAUCUUUACGUCCACGGCGAUUGCCCUUGCUUUCGGAGGCAUGUUUAACAUCAUUGUACGGCGAUUUGUGGCGGCUGAUGAGGGGCCUGAGGUUGGGCUUGGCGCGCUUACGGGGAGGUUGAAAGGAAGGUUGAAUGGAUUACUGGAGAGGUUAAGGAGGCGGACGGGGAACAAGUAAUUGUUUUAUCCUCUGGUUUAUCCGGUUUGGAGAGUACUGUAGGCUGCUGUACCUGUACGGAUCUAGCUAGUCAGGGCCACAGGAUAAUGUAAACAUUGAUCCUCAUACUUGCAAGACCGCCGUCAGAACUUGGGGCCGAAUUGUACUGCCAGUUGGCGUCAAGGGAGUUGCCUAUCCGCGAAUCCGGUCGGUAAUGGUUCAAAAUCAGAGGUCACAGAACAGAUCCACGGAUGUCAGGAGCGGCCAAUACCAGGCGGCGUCCGAAUGUCAGACAGGCUUUCAAGAAGUUGCAAGCGUGACGUGUCAUACCCGCCGGACACUCACAGCUCUCUGUCG
Molecule: messenger RNA, 2278 nt
Organism: Canariomyces notabilis
Lineage: Eukaryota; Fungi; Ascomycota; Sordariomycetes; Sordariales; Chaetomiaceae
Product: Gpi16 subunit, GPI transamidase component
Exons: 3
Coding region: 110-1942 (610 amino acids)
Biological process (GO): attachment of GPI anchor to protein
Cellular component (GO): GPI-anchor transamidase complex
Source: RefSeq, a predicted model, not a curated record